Messenger RNA from Endocarpon pusillum Z07020, 1209 nucleotides. RefSeq lists its product as uncharacterized. The record is from RefSeq and is a predicted model, not a curated record. The coding region runs from base 1 to 1209 and encodes 402 amino acids. The transcript has 2 exons. NCBI's taxonomy places the organism in Eukaryota, Fungi, Ascomycota, Eurotiomycetes, Verrucariales, Verrucariaceae.
AUGUUCUGGGGAAACACGAAGAUUGACUGGGGAGUUGUGCACAGAUUUUGCGAUAAACUCAAGGACUAUUGGCAUUUUCGUAUGAAGUUCAACAUCCGCACCUCAAAUAUCAAAUAUCUCUUUCAGCGCUUCGUCGAGGCGAAUGAAAAAAGUUAUCACGCAAACCGUUUUAACUUCUUGUACGAGCUCCACCGUGCUCGUGAGCUCCAGCCAACAGAUCCCCGCGACCACAUCUUCGCUUUCCUCGGCCAUUACUCACUUCGUUCAAAGUAUCAUCCAAACAGAGAGCUGGCUGUGUUUGAGGCGGACUAUAACAAAAGUCUGCCGCAGGUUUAUAUUGACUUUGCUAAGCGCGCAUUGAGAGGCGGUCAAGGUGACUCGGCUUUGAUAGCUUUGGCAGUCGUACAGCACGGUUCUUUGCCUUCCCACCGUGCGACUGAGAAUAAUACAGGCCCUGAGAGAAGCCUAUCGAUCCAGAGCAAAUUACCGUCUUGGGUAGCUGACUGGACGAUUUACAAAGGCUUUAUCCUCGCCGAGCCAAUCAGCCCACAUAAGGCUCAUGGAACUUCAAGGCCGAAAAUGGAAAUUGAUGAUGACAAAUUAAUCCUGCGGAUUCAUGGCGUGCAAGUUGAUACUUUAGAAGAUUGCUCUAGGGUGUUAAGAGACCGUGAAUUUCAUGAUACAAGAGAGCACCGGGGUACUGAGUCAUCUGUUGAGUACCUCUGGCGGAAAAUAUGCCAGAAGAAGGAUUUCAACCUCGAAGAUAAAUAUCCUAACGGCCACACAGCUUUUUUCGCCUUUUCUCAAACCCUUAGCAAUGGCUGCGUCCAAAUAUCUGGCGAGAGGGUUCCCAGUAUCAUGAUAUUAACGGAUUCAGAUGGCGCCAUUGCUCCCGGCCUUCUUGAGCUGGGCGAGAAGGCAGACCGCAAGGGCGGGAAAGAGGAGUGGAGUCGCUCAGUUAAUGCAGCAUCAAAGGGCAGAAGGUUUGCAAGAACGAAGAAAGGUCUGUAUGUCCUAGGUCCGGCAGCGAUGGAGAGGGGCGAUGUUGUGUGCGUUCUCUUUGGUGGCAAAGUGCCUUUCUGCCUGCGACGCAUGGGGUCCCGUCAUAUGCUUGUCGGCGAAUGCUAUGCCCACGGGUUGAUGAAGGGAGAGGCCAUGACCAUGAUGGCUAAGGACGAGCUGGUAGAGAAGGUCUUUGAGCUUGUGUGA